Molecule: messenger RNA, 2460 nt
Organism: Drosophila mojavensis
Lineage: Eukaryota; Metazoa; Arthropoda; Insecta; Diptera; Drosophilidae
Gene: Dus3
Product: tRNA-dihydrouridine(47) synthase [NAD(P)(+)]-like
Exons: 4
Coding region: 93-1937 (614 amino acids)
Biological process (GO): tRNA processing
Molecular function (GO): RNA binding; metal ion binding; flavin adenine dinucleotide binding
Source: RefSeq, a predicted model, not a curated record
UCGUUGAACAACUGUAGCGCAAUUGGCGCAUCUCUAAUUGGUACUAAAGUAUUUCUUAUAUUUCAUUUUUAGAACACUCACGCGUGUGUGAAAUGGAACCGUGGAUUUGCUACAUUAAGCCGGAGUAUUUGUUAGCCGAAGCUAAUGGUGCCCACAACUGGGAAGUAAAUGCAUCCACUGAUGGAGAAACAAACAAAAGAAAACACCUAGAGAAUGAGGAAACGACAAACGAGCCACAGAGCAAGCGUGGAAGUGGCAAAAAAGAGCGCAAACGUGGCCAGAAUAAAAAUCGACCCGUGUUCAAAGAUGAGCGCUACUCGCAUUUGUGCCACUCGCUCAUAGAUGGCGCUGGUGGUGAGCCCUGCAGUGUGCCGAAUUGCCGUUAUGUGCAUGAUCUGAACGCAUUUAUAGCAGCCAAAGGUGAGGAUUUGGGUGAGCAAUGCUACGUGUAUGACACCAAGGGAUAUUGUGCACGUGGCAUAACAUGCCGUUUUGCCAAAGCCCACACAGAUGAAAACGGACGAAAUAUGAAGAGGCCAAAUUACGAUGAAAAAGCCGCGCAGACUACGUACAAUGGCAUCAACUCAGAACUGCAGGUACGUCUACGCAAGCAUGACUACGAUUUUAGUCGUAGCAAAGAGUUGAUCAAGAAGGCGGAAAAGCUCAGAGAUGAAAGGAAGAAAGAUCAUCAGCAGCAAGAGGAGGAGGUGCAGGACAAAGACAAAGAGGAACAGAACAGCGGGAAAGAACGCCAGCAGCAGGAUGCAGCACCUAUAGAGAACAAAGAAUCGACAGAGAACCAGUCAUUGGCAAACAAGCCCAUUGGCAGUGCUAUAGAUGAAACAACAAAUGGACGCGAUGCGCAACGAAAGCCUGUCAUCGAUUUUCGAGAGAAGCUGUUGCUCUCCCCGCUGACCACAGUGGGCAAUUUGCCAUUUCGUCGCAUCUGCAAGGAGUUCGGGGCAGACAUCACCUGUGGGGAGAUGGCAUGCGCUGUGCCGCUGCUCAAGGGUCUCGGGCAGGAAUGGGCGCUGACCAAGCGUCAUGAGAGCGAGAACGUGUUUGGCGUGCAGCUGUGUGGCAACAACCCGAAUGUGAUUAGCCAGGCGGCGCAAGUGUUGCACGAAACAUCGCGGGUGGACUUUAUUGAUCUUAAUAUAGGCUGUCCCAUUGACCUCAUUUACCAACAGGGCGGAGGCAGUGCACUGAUGCACCGUACCAAUAUCCUGGAACUGACUGUGCGCAGCUGCUCGGCGCUGUCCGAUCGGCUGCCUUUCACUGUGAAAAUGCGCACAGGGGUCUAUGCGGACAAGAGUGUGGCCCACGAGCUGCUGCCUCUGGUGGAGGAAUGGGGCGCCUCGGCUGUUACCUUGCACGGACGUUCGAGGGAGCAGCGAUACACGCGCCAAGCCAACUGGACGUACAUUGAGGAGUGCGCCAAGCAAGCAAAGCAUAUACCCGUGAUUGGGAAUGGCGACAUUCUGAGCUAUGAGGACUACGUAGAGCGACGAGCUUUGGCUCCGCAUGUUAGCUCUGUGAUGAUAGGACGCGGUGCGUUAAUUAAGCCUUGGAUCUUCCAGGAGAUCAAAGAGCAAAAAGCAUGCUCACCCAGCUCUACGCAACGGUUCGAAAUGAUGCGGCGCUAUUGCAACUACGGACUGGAACACUGGGGCUCUGAUACUAAGGGCGUGGAGAGCACCCGACGCUUUCUGCUCGAAUGGCAAUCGUUCCUUUACCGCUACAUACCAGAGGAGCUGCAGCUGUCGCCGCCACAGAAAAUCAAUGCCAGGCCACAAAAGUAUCGCGGACGCGAUGAAAUGGAGACACUGAUGAGCUCCGGCAACGCCUCUGACUGGGUGCGACUCAGUGAAAUGCUGCUCGGCCCGGUACCUCACGGAUUUAGCUUUGUGCCCAAGCACAAGGCGAAUGCUUUCUAAGAAUAACUGUUCCCCAUCAGCUGUUAACUAAUAAUUUUUGCUACGUAUUAAAUAUAUGUACAUACAUAUGUGUUUAGCUAUACCAUGAAAAAGGAAUCUUUUUACAAUUUUAGAUGAAUAGGAUUAAAUUUAAUGUAAUCAUGAGAUGUUCACUAACAUAACUGGUUGCAUGCAACUUUUUCUCCAUAGUAUGGGCUUUGUUAAUAUAAGGAGAAGAAUUUGUAAUACAUCGAUCGACUAUUUGAACUGUGUUUUGUAACAAUUGCUGAUUAUCACGAGUCUUCCGGUUGUGAAUAUGAAUUUCAGUCUAUCGAUAAAGUUACGAAAAUUUAUAACUUUAAUAGAGUUCUGGCUAGCCAUACUCUGUAAUUUUCUCAAAAUAACGUACUUUCAACCCGAAUUAUACCCACUAUGGGUAUAAUAAGUGAAUGUGAUUGCAAAAAGUAUACAUGUAUACAAAACUCAAGAGAUUGACAUUGGCUUAAUUUAAAUAUACUUACUUAUAUACAAAGCUGUAUACUAA